AUGGACUGUGGGAGUGCUGGCAGGGUUGCGGGCAUAGAACCCCAAACCCUCGACAAUUGGCAAACGGAAUCUACCUCUAUUUCUUACUGGAAACACGCGGGUUGUGAGCGUCCGCUUGAUUGGAGCUCCAGCCCGGAUUCAAGUCAGAACUAUGAGGAGACGGUGGAUUUAAACGCUCUUAACGGGCCCUUGCUAAACGGGCAGCCUGAUGCCUUAUUCAUAGGCCCGUCAUGCAGCUAUCAGAGAGGCGACAGCAGAAGAACACAUUCGACUACGCCCUCCAAGAAGUUCAAGGUAGAUGCUACAAUUAAAGGCACUAUUGGUGCUACAGUCAACUCGAGAAGUUUGCUUUCUGCCGACGACAGCUUCCACCUAGAUAAAUCAUGUCCCCACUACCAACUGUUCAAUAAUAUGGCUGCUGGAGUUUCCCUGGAAGCUCCUCUCCUCUACCGUUACACAAAAGGCUUCACCACUGCGGGGAAUACGGUAAUCGUUAAAGAUGUCGGGAAUUUACCACAGGAUACGGGACUCUCAUAUAGUCCGCCUGGCCAGUUUUUGUCGUUCCAGAAUUCAAGCCAAGCGUUCCAAUUCCCAUCGACAGAAACAUGGGACGAGCCCUCUACGAGCCUAUCGGCCGACCAGAAGCCUAACCAGGUGCCUAACGAGAUACCAAUUGCAGUGUCGACGGGGUCUCGACAGCUAAAUAAGGGACUAAACGCUUUGUGUAGUAUUCAUGAGCCGACGCUCUCACUUGAAUCGUGUUCGUUGCAGAGCCUCGAGUCCCAACUGCCUAUAAAUAUGCCUGCUGCACCACUGCCGCUGGCCGAGCUCGAUCCGAGCUUUUGUGGAGAAAAUAAUGGGGAGGAGGACGGUUCUCAGUACAAUUUAGAAAGCUUGUUUGGGUCUGGCGAUUUCUCCGCUAUUUACGAAUGCUCUUACUCUGCCGCCAGCGAUGAGAUCCCAGCGUUCCCUGAGCGAAAAUUGGAUGAAGACAGCACGUGGAAUGUCUCGCAGAAUGGUGAUGCGGCUCCAUCGGAAAUUAUCCCGCGACUACGGGGUGCAAGGGCGCUUGUGGUCGGCGAGACUGCACCGGAGAACCUACUUACUCCGGCUCCCUCAAUGUCUAGGGCUCCAUCAAAUGUGGCACAGCGUUUAACUCCUCGGCCACAGUCUCUUGGGCUCCAGUCUGUAGCGACGGUCAGGAAGCGUAAGCAAUGUGGCCCGAGUCUGUCGUUAGACAGUCAGCCAAAUCUGCUUCAGAUUGUACAGGAAAAUGGCCAGAAUGGAUCGAUCGCCUCGGCUGAUUUUGACUCCCCACUACGCCGCGCGCGCCGUACGGGACCUUUGACUAUGGUGGGCCGGACGAAUGCAGGUUUGCGGAGAAGGAAAAAAGACACCUGUGUCCAAUGCCGACUAAGAAAGCGAAAGUGUGAUGGUAACUCUCCAUGUGACGCUUGUCGUCCGACGAUCCACGAACAACCGUGUGUCCGAGCUUGCUUUGCCAACAUUGUUGAAUAUGGAACAUCUCAACGAGCUAUCAAUCACCCCACUUUGGACAGAUCUGGCCAUGUGCGGAUGGAAAUUCCAUUUGAAUUUGACCUGGAUGACCUUCUUUCAUUCCUCCGCGAGCGACGAGGACGAUUCAACAUUCGUGCCAGCCAAGCGUGGGGAUCGCUGUACAUUCUGGACUUGGGUGAGACUUAUAAAUUCCUCCGAAGUUUGAGUGACUACAACGGCAACUCUAGGUCGAACUUCCUGGAAUUCGUUGAUCGACGGAUUGUGGAGUCGAAGGAUAAGUCUAAGAACUGGCCGACGUGUGUGAAGGACUGUGAUCCGAUGAGCAAUAUCUAUUCUCUCCUCUCACAAUGGAAUAACAUGCCCAGCCGUGCGAGCUACAGUUUUGUUUCUAUUAAAGAAGGGGUUGAAGGAAGACCCAUGGAUAUCUGUAAUCUGGGUGAUCAGCGUGAGAUUCUUCUUGCUGCACAGCUUUCUCGAAUUGUUUGCCGGAUGCUGGAAGUAGAAGGGUUCCGCAAGCUGGAGCAAGACCUUUACAGCAUCAAAUGGAAGCAGAUAUCUCAAGAAAUGCACCUUCGCUUCUUGAGCGAGCUUGGCCAUAUCGUUCUGUCUCUUCGCUGGCGAGUUUCCUGGUGGAAACGCCUCGGCGAUGGUGGCCGCGAGCCAGAUCCGGGCAAGCAACAUUAUGUAGAUCGCGUUGACCUGCUGUGCAGGAUUCUUUACGUUUACUACACCUGCGUGCUUGCGAAACUUCCUUCUUGGUCCACCUCAGAAGCUCCUAAGGGUGUGUGUCCACUUACCCUGACUCCAAAACUGCCAUCUGGGACGACUUUCCUGUGGAUCCCAGUGACGAAGGAUUCCAAAAAUGGAUGGAGACGGGCCAAGAGCUUAUUGAACAGGCUGUUGACCCGACCCGCGUCAUGGGAACUUAUACGUAUUUAA
Molecule: messenger RNA, 2457 nt
Organism: Aspergillus tanneri
Lineage: Eukaryota; Fungi; Ascomycota; Eurotiomycetes; Eurotiales; Aspergillaceae
Product: Zn(II)2Cys6 transcription factor domain-containing protein
Exons: 6
Coding region: 1-2457 (818 amino acids)
Biological process (GO): regulation of DNA-templated transcription
Molecular function (GO): zinc ion binding; DNA-binding transcription factor activity, RNA polymerase II-specific
Source: RefSeq, a predicted model, not a curated record